This is a messenger RNA of Doryrhamphus excisus (bluestripe pipefish), 4140 nucleotides long. NCBI's taxonomy places the organism in Eukaryota, Metazoa, Chordata, Actinopteri, Syngnathiformes, Syngnathidae. The record is from RefSeq and is a predicted model, not a curated record.
GUACGCGGUCGGGGUGAUACCGUCAGCACUUAGUUGGCGAGCCCUACCGAAUUAGCGUUGUACUUUAGAUAACAGGUUAACUGGCAUAAUGAAACAACAGAUUUUGCUCUCACAACAACGUGGGUCGCUCCUAAGGACGCUAAAUGAAUAGGCCUGGUGAGUCUGCUGCAAAUGAUUGGAACAGUGUUGAAGUACGCCAUGGAGCGGAAAGUCCGCCAUGAUGGUCCAUAAAUGGCCAUCACUGGGUCCGGAUCCAGACCAAGGUCUGCCAUUUGGUGAUGGCUGCUCUACGGUAUCACCGGUAGAACAUAGAUGAAUGACAUCACUGCAUACCUGCGUCACUCAGCCAUUUCUCCAGCAAAGACUACUCUGGUGGUCCUUCUGUCGGUUAGCAUCUGAGAUACCGGACUCAAACUGGCGGAAAUGGAUGAGCAAAGUGUUGAGAGCAUCGCUGAGGUGUUCCGCUGCUUCAUCUGCAUGGAGAAGCUGAGAGAUGCUCGCCUAUGCCCGCACUGCUCAAAACUCUGCUGCUUCAGCUGCAUACGACGCUGGCUGACAGAGCAGCGUGCGCAGUGUCCGCAUUGUCGGGCUCCGCUGCAGCUGAGGGAGCUGGUGAACUGUCGCUGGGCUGAGGAGGUCACACAGCAGCUGGACACACUGCAGCUCUGCAGCCUCACCAAGCAAGAGGACAACGACAAAGACAAAUGUGAGAAUCACCAUGAGAAGCUGAGUGUCUUCUGUUGGACCUGUAAAAAAUGCAUCUGCCACCAGUGCGCACUCUGGGGAGGAAUGCAUGGAGGCCACACUUUCAAGCCUCUGGUGGAGAUCUACGAGCAGCACGUCACCAAGGUGAAGGAGGAAGUGGCCAAACUGCGGCGACGCCUCAUGGAGCUCAUCAGCUUGGUGCAGGAAGUGGAGCGAAAUGUGGAGGCUGUCAGGGGCGCGAAGGACGAGAGGGUCCGUGAGAUCCGUAAUGCAGUGGAAAUGAUGAUUGCUCGUCUGGACAACCAGCUCAAGAACAAACUCAUCACACUCAUGGGCCAGAAGACGUCCUUGACCCAGGAGACGGAGCUGCUGGAGUCGCUCCUGCAGGAGGUGGAGCAUCAGCUUCACUCCUGCAGUAAGAGUGAGCUGAUCUCCAAGAGUCCGGAGAUCCUGCUCAUGUUCCAGCAGGUCCACAGGAAGCCCAUGCAGUCUUUCGUCACCACACCGGUCCCACCCGACUUCACCAGCGAGUUGGUUCCCGCCUACGACUCCAGCACUUUUGUCUUGGUCAACUUCAGCACUCUGAGGCAGCGAGCCGACCCUGUGUACAGUCCUCCUCUUCAGAUAUCUGGCCUCUGCUGGCGACUCAAAGUCUACCCGGACGGCAAUGGUGUAGUUCGGGGAAACUACUUGUCUGUUUUCUUGGAACUCUCUGCUGGACUCCCUGAAACGUCAAAGUAUGAGUACCGGGUGGAGAUGGUCCAUCAGGCCUCCAGCGACCCCAGCAAGAACAUCAUCCGUGAGUUUGCCUCUGACUUUGAGGUGGGCGAGUGCUGGGGCUACAACCGCUUCUUCAGGCUGGACCUCCUGGCCAGUGAAGGCUACCUGAAUAUGCAGACGGACACUCUGGUGCUGCGAUACCAGGUGCGAUCCCCCACCUUCUUCCAGAAGUGCAGAGACCAAUACUGGUACAUCAGCCAGCUGGAAUCGGCCCAGAGUGGAUACGUCCAGCAGAUCAAUAAUCUUAAAGAGAGGCUGGCCAUUGAGCUAUUCCGCCAUCGCUCCUCACGCAGCUCCUCCCCUUCCGACCUGAGGCUGGCGCCAGCCUCUGAGAGGGACCCCCGUGCUGCCAAGAGCGACGGCGACAUCCAGACCACGCUGAACAACGCCAAAAAGGGAAGCGAAGACAACGAGCGGGUCCAGCAUCUUGAUGACUCCAACGAGCUGUCUGAUGGUGACCUGGAGGUGGACUGUCUCACAGAGGAGGAGGUGAACCCACUGGACCUCAGCAGCACCUCGGGGAGCUCCACAGCCACCAGCAACACCGAGGAGAACGACAUCGAUGAAGAAACCAUGUCGGGAGAGAACGACGUAGACUUUAUCGGGAACCUCGACACUGAGGAAGGAGAGCUUCCUGAUGACCUGGAUGGAGCCACUGGUGCCACCAGCACGUCUCUGCGCUCGUCUCAUCGCAGCUCCGCCAUUGGCCGCGGUGCCAGCGGAGGGGGUGGCGCCUCCGCCACUGGAGGUGGUGUGAAUGGGUCAGGUAGCCUCCUUGACAUCGACCCGGCCGUCCUGAUCCAGCUGCUGGAUCUCAAGGAGCAUAACAACGUGGAAGCUCUAUGGGGGCUUCAACCUCGUCCGCCCGUCCCCCUCCUCCACAGCCAAGCUGGUUUGUCCUCCAGGAAAGAGCGAGAGCGUCGCCCUCAGGUGGUGCGGCGAUCCGCCCCAGACUCUGCAGUCCUCAUCCGCCUCAAAGCUCAGAUGGCCGAGGUCCGCAGCAAGAUGUCGGACGUCAAGAGCCAGGUGCUGGAGGCUCGUGCGUCCACCGAGCCCCAGCCGGGCCCAUCUGGAAUCUUCAAUGCUGAGGAGGUGCCAUCGCACCACAUCGACCCGGAGACGUCCACCGCUCACAAACACGCUGAGCUGGCCCAGCUGGUGAGAGCGGUCCGAUCCAGGCCCGGCCGCCCAGGCAGGAAAUCCUUGUCGUCCGUCCUGGAAAGCAGUGGUGCUCCAGCUGGGAAACGCUGCAGUCCAGAGGAGAUGGAGAAAGAUGUGAGAGGAGCGGAGGCAGCCACAGAGAUCAGCCCGCAUCCAAAAGAUGCUGCAGACGGAGGGCUGAAGGCAGCAGACGGUGCCCAGGUCAGCUCCUCAACAGAGCAGGUGUACACGCCCAACACCUCCAGCGUCAGGGACCUCUACUCCAUGGUCACGUCCAUCUACAUGGCGGACAGCAAGAACUGCGGUAUUCGGACCCCAGGGUUGGAUUCUGAAUCCGAAAGCUCAGGAAACUCCCAUCAGUCCUUGGAGGGACCCUCGUCCUCCCAGCCGCGGUCCAGCGAUGACGUACACUUUUCCUCAGACCCGCCCCCCUCCAUCCUAGUGGUGGCGACGACCAGCAGCGAGAGUGACACCGAGGAGGAGGAGGAGGAUGACGAAGUAGAGGUGGAGGCUCUGCAAAGCGCCACCUCACGGCGCUAUGACACAGGGGAGUCCUUGUGUGACGACAUGACUGACAGGUGAUCCAAACCCCGCCCCCUCCUAUCAAGACGUUUCAAUAUACAGCUGUAUAUAUAUAUAUAUAUAUAUAUAUAUAUAUAUAUAUAUGGUUUAUAUAUAUAUAUGGUUUAUAUACAAACAUCACUGGAUGCAAAUGUUACUUGAUUGUUGUGUGUUACGUUUGACUGCAUGAUUUUCUGUCACACUUGACAUAGUUUAGCCUCGUUUGGCCUCACGGUGCUUGCUAACUUUUGUGUGUGUGUGUGUAAAUCACACCGCAAGCUCGUCUUUUAAGAGUUAUCUUCUGCAGGGUUUGAUCCAAACGCCAGCAGUGACAUUUUAAAAAGGCUAAACGAGCACUGAAUCACCGUUUAAUAGCCAGCGUCUUGCUGCUUCCGUGCUGUUUACAAAGGUCGAGGUUGAAAAGUUGAUGUUUCGGCAUGUAAAAACAUCACUGUGGAAGAGACGGCGCACACACGCUUUGUUGUCAUGGAGAUGGAAAAUCAACAUUCAGACAAACAAACUUGGCCAUUUUGGACAGAUGGAAACGUCGCUGUUGAAGUUGUCUUCCGCUUCUUCUCUACUGGUUACGUAAACACUGUUGACUUUUUCUUCUUUCUUAGAAAGUGUGCUCAUGAAGAACUUUUCUGCACUUUACAAGCAUCCAUUCCCCUCCUCAAUGAGCCAUACCACUUUGUCAUCAUCUUAUUCUUUAGGAUGCUCGCUUCAUGUUUAAACGUCCCAAUGCUGUCAUGUGCACUGCUUGUUUUGCAACACAAAGGAACAAAGUGGCAGCCAGAAGCUUCAUGUGUGUGUUGAGAAUUGAGCCCAGGGAACAAAGCAAUCCCUUCAUUUACUUUUUUGUUUUCUUUUAAGAGAUGUCAUUUUGUUUUUCAUGUAAUAAACUUCAUACUUGAACAGCCUCCUUGUGCCCAU